AAAAUAUGAAUUAGCUUAUGUUUCUUGGCUUGCUUUGCUAUUCCAUCCAGUGUGCUGCACAGGUAUCUGGUCAGUGUCUGGUCGCCCUAGUCGCACGGCCGGCAUCGCUAUCCUAUCCGUCGUCGAGUUGACGGUAUUCCCAACGUCGACGACGAGGUCGACGACAUCCAUCAACGACCCCACGAGCAGUCCUGCCUCCAACAACAUCAAUAGCACAGUAGCCAACACUUAUUAGCAAUCUUCAUAGGCACUGGCAGAGAGGGAGGGAGCACUAUGGCCGUUGAGUCGCUGCCGUUUCAGCUGCGUGCUAAUAGCUUUGAUUUCGCCGAGCUCGACUCCAUUCACAUUUCUCUAGAAGCCCCCGGGCAGUUCGUAAAAUACACUGCCAGAGAACAUGCUCUCAAGGUAGCAAAGCACCUCGGCGUGCAAAAGGGCCUCAUCUACCUCCUCGGGACCCAGUCUGCAUCCGCCGAGGACUCAGAUCGCGAACUGCCCUUCCGGCAACGCCGCUACUUCUACUACCUCAGCGGCGUCGACUUCCCCGACUGCUCACUGACCUACGACAUCGACACCACCAAGCUAACCCUCUACAUCCCCGCCCCUGAACCCUCCAAAAUCAUCUGGCUGGGCCCGACGCCAAGUAUCCAGGAAUGCCUAGAUAAGUACGAGGUAGACCAGGUGACCUACACGUGCGAACUGAGCAACCACAUCUUCAAAUGGGCUGCCAGCAACUCACACCAGAAGAUCUUCCUUCUGCACCCCACCCACACCCCUCCCAGCCUAGCAACCAUGACCAUAAACCUCGACGCGGCCGCCCUCCAACCCGCCAUGGACGAAGCCCGCGUCACCAAAUCUGCAUACGAGGUCUCCCUCCUCCGCCGCGCCAACGCCAUCUCCUCCUCCGCGCAUCGCCGCGUCCUUGCCAGCCUGCACUCCGCAACCAACGAGACGCACCUCGAGGCUACCUUCCUCCAAACCUGCAUCGCGAAGCACGCCAAGAAGCAAGCCUACGCGCCUAUCGUUGCGUCGGGUGAGAACGCAAGCACCCUGCAUUACGAGGCCAAUAACGAGAACCUCGCGGGCCGGGAACUCGUUUGCCUCGAUGCUAGUUGUGAGUGGGAAUGCUACGCCGCGGACAUCACGCGUACCUUUCCUAUUAGCGGGACAUUCAGCCCCGAGGCGGCGGCUAUCUACGAGAUAGUCACUGAGAUGCAGACGCGCUGUAUUGAAGCACUGCAGCCGGGUGUCAUCUUCCGGGACCUCCACGAUAUGGCGAUGGAGAGUGCGAUUCGCGGCUUGUUGCGCUUAGGAAUUCUGAAGGAUGGGACGUAUGAGGAGAUCCGGGAUGCGGGGACUGGACGCCUGUUCUUCCCACAUGGACUCGGCCACCACCUCGGCCUCGAAACGCACGACGUCGAAGGCGCCCAUCGUCUCCUCGCAGCCGCCACCCCCUGUGCCGCCUCACUUGCCGUCCCCCGUCCGCCCCCGCCACCGUACACGCAUCGCCGCAAGGUUGAAGUGGGGAUGGUGCUCACCGUCGAGCCUGGGGUGUACAUCUCGCGAUACGCGGUGUCAGUGUACGGCGCGGACCCAAAGCACGCGAAGUUCCUCGAUUUUGGUGUGAUCGAGCGGUAUUAUAAGGUUGGUGGGGUGAGGAUCGAAGACGAUUUACUAGUUACGGAGGGUGGGUGUGAGAAUUUGACGACGGCGCCGAAGGGGGAGGAGAUGUUGGCGAUUAUUAGGAGGGGGAGAGGGGAGGGGGAGUGUGAUGGGAAUGAGGGGGUUUAUUAG
This is a messenger RNA of Pseudogymnoascus destructans, 1791 nucleotides long. RefSeq lists its product as uncharacterized. The record is from RefSeq and is a predicted model, not a curated record. The transcript is spliced from 4 exons. Gene Ontology annotation, molecular function: manganese ion binding; metalloaminopeptidase activity. NCBI's taxonomy places the organism in Eukaryota, Fungi, Ascomycota, Leotiomycetes, Thelebolales, Thelebolaceae. Bases 274 to 1791 code for a protein of 505 amino acids.